AUGGCAGAUAUACUGGAGCUGCGGACAGAUGGAAAUUCCCUCCUGAAGGCGGUGUGGCUCAGACGCUUGAGACUCACCAGGCUCCUGUUGGAAGGAGGAGCGUAUAUCAAUGAGAGCAACGAACGUGGAGAGACUCCACUCAUGGUGGCUUGCAUGUCCACACACACUGACCAGCAGAGUGUGAGCAAGCCAAAGCUGGUGAAAUAUUUGCUGGACAACCAGGCAGACCCCAACAUCCAGGACAAAGCUGGUAGGACAGCUCUAAUGCAGGCCUGCAUCCACAAGGCUGGACACGAGGUGGUGGAUGUACUGCUGAGCAAUGGAGCUGACCCCAGUCUGGAGGACAGGAGCGGGGCCUCAGCCCUGGUCUACGCCAUCAAUGCAGACGAUAAGGAGACACUAAAACUACUCUUGGAUGCGUGCAGAGCUAAAGGCAAGGAGGUUAUCAUAAUCACCACAGACAAGUCAUCAUCUGGCACUAAAACGACCAAACAGUACCUAAAUGUCCCCCCAUCAUCAGAGCUGGAUGAGAAGUCCUCCCCAGCAUACUGCACCUCUCCGUCUGAUAUCAACAUCACUGCGUCGCCCACACCUGAGCAAGAGCAACAAAACACAGUUUUCAGUUUCCAGACCAAACUAAAAACCUCCAGUUCGGCUGCAAAGCUCGCCAACGGGCCCACGUCUCCAACACGCCGGCCUUCAAACCCCAAACGUGCCCGCUUGCCUCAGCUAAAGAGGUUGCAGUCAGAGCCUUGGGGGCUGAUUGCUCCUUCAGUUCUGGCUGCAGCCGCCCAUGAGGAGAGUAAAAAAGCCAGCUCUGUUGAGGAUGUCGUCGCAGGGGUAAACGGACUCGCUCUGAAUAAGAGGUCAGCUUUAUCUCGUCAGAGCAGCGUGGAUGGAAAGGACAGCUUAUUCCCACAGGUGGGUGAACUAUCCAGCAAAAUGACAACCUCGAUAUCAGUUCCUCCAACGUCCAAAGCAUCUUAUGAGAGAUCUCUAGGCCAGCACCAGCCGCUGGCACAGCGCAUAACUGUGCCCACAGAGCAGGAGAGCAGCAGCGGACUUGCCAGUCUGAGAGACACAGUGCAUAGGAGACAUCUGGGGAACGAUCACUAUGACUCAGACUCUCAGCUCUACUCAGGCUCUGCCAUGUUAGACUCUCCAAAGGUCCCAGUGGAGCGAAGGAAACUGAACACGUCUCCUCUAGCAAUGCUAACUAGCUCCAGAGAAUCUCUCGACAGCAACGCCAGCACGUCCUCUCCGAGCACAGCACACAGACGCGCACCAGGCUUCCUGGAGAGGAGGGGCUCAGGCACGUUGCUGCUGGACCACAUCUCUCACACAAGGCCCGGCCACCUGCCCCCGCUCAACAUCAACCCGAACCCUCCCAUCCCUGACAUCGGGGCUAGUAGCAAGCCCUCCUCACCUCUGGCCACAGGUAUUAGAUCUAUAGCUCCAGUAGCACCUAACACACCAAAGAGAGGUGGCCUCAAGUCCAAGAAAAAACUUGUGAGAAGGCACUCUAUGCAAGUGGAGCAGAUGAAACAGCUUUCUGAUUUUGAAGAGAUGGCUCAUUAG
Cyclopterus lumpus (lumpfish) is the source of this 1578-nucleotide messenger RNA. RefSeq names its product ankyrin repeat domain 34C (gene ankrd34c). The record is from RefSeq and is a predicted model, not a curated record. The coding region runs from base 1 to 1578 and encodes 525 amino acids. The transcript has a single exon. Gene Ontology annotation, molecular function: protein binding. NCBI's taxonomy places the organism in Eukaryota, Metazoa, Chordata, Actinopteri, Perciformes, Cyclopteridae.